Molecule: messenger RNA, 7426 nt
Organism: Neogale vison (American mink)
Lineage: Eukaryota; Metazoa; Chordata; Mammalia; Carnivora; Mustelidae
Gene: ATP11A
Product: ATPase phospholipid transporting 11A
Exons: 29
Coding region: 5-3661 (1218 amino acids)
Biological process (GO): phospholipid translocation
Cellular component (GO): recycling endosome; trans-Golgi network; endoplasmic reticulum
Molecular function (GO): ATP hydrolysis activity; magnesium ion binding; ATP binding
Source: RefSeq, a predicted model, not a curated record
CAGGAUGGGCGUUGCGGGACGGCCGGCUCCGGGCAGGAGGGAGGUCCUGCUUCUCGAGCCGGGUCUGGGCGCCCGCGGCCAGGCUGAGUGGCACGCCCGGGACAGUCACUUCUCGUGUGCACGUUACUUCCCGAUGAGAUGCUCCUGGAGAUACAGAUGUGCCGGAGAAGAGAACUGGGUGGACAGCCGGACCGUCUACGUGGGGCACAAGGAGCCCCCCCCAGGUGCUGAGGCCUACAUCCCGCAGAGACACCCCGAUAACAGAAUCGUCUCCUCCAAGUACACGUUUUGGAACUUCAUACCCAAGAACUUGUUUGAACAGUUCAGAAGAAUAGCCAACUUCUACUUUCUCAUCAUAUUUCUGGUACAGCUGAUCAUCGACACGCCCACGAGCCCCGUGACCAGCGGGCUCCCCCUCUUCUUUGUCAUCACGGUCACGGCCAUCAAGCAGGGCUAUGAGGACUGGCUUCGCCAUAAGGCAGACAACGCCAUGAACCAGUGCCCGGUGCAUUUCAUCCAGCAUGGCAAGCUGGUGCGGAAGCAGAGCCGGAAGCUGAGGGUUGGGGACAUCGUCAUGGUCAAGGAGGACGAGACCUUCCCCUGUGACUUGAUCUUCCUGUCCAGCAGCCGCGGCGACGGGACCUGCCACGUGACCACCGCCAGCUUAGACGGAGAGUCCAGCCACAAGACUCACUACGCUGUGCAGGACACGAAGGGCUUUCAUACUGAGGAAGACAUCGACGGCUUGCACGCCACGAUCGAGUGUGAGCAGCCCCAGCCCGACCUGUACAAGUUCGUCGGCCGCAUCAACGUCUACAGCGACCGGAGCGACCCCGUGGUGAGGCCCCUGGGCUCGGAGAACCUGCUUCUCAGGGGAGCCACGCUGAAGAACACAGAGAAGGUCUUCGGUGUUGCCAUUUACACGGGCAUGGAAACCAAGAUGGCCCUGAACUACCAGUCGAAAUCCCAGAAACGAUCUGCUGUAGAGAAAUCCAUGAACGUGUUCCUCAUCGUCUACCUCUGCAUUCUGAUCAGCAAAGCGCUGAUCAACACCGUCCUCAAGUACGUGUGGCAGAGCGAGCCGUUCCGAGACGAGCCGUGGUAUAACCAGAAAACCGAGUCGGAAAGACAGAGGAACCUGCUCCUCAGGGCGCUCACCGACUUCCUGGCCUUCAUGGUCCUCUUCAACUACAUCAUCCCCGUGUCCAUGUACGUCACGGUGGAGAUGCAGAAGUUCCUGGGCUCCUACUUCAUCACCUGGGACGAGGAGAUGUUUGACGAGGACACGGGGGAAGGGCCUCUGGUCAACACGUCGGAUUUAAAUGAAGAAUUAGGACAGGUCGAGUAUAUCUUCACGGACAAAACCGGCACGCUCACGGAGAACAACAUGGAGUUCAAGGAGUGCUGCAUCGAGGGCCACGUGUACGUGCCACACGCCGUCUGCAAUGGGCAGGUGCUCCCCGGGGCCGCCGGCAUCGACAUGAUCGACUCCUCGCCGGGCGCCGGCGCCAGGGAGCGAGAGGAGCUGUUCUUCCGGGCCCUGUGCCUGUGCCACACCAUCCAGGUGAAGGAUGACGACGACGUGGACGGGCCUCGGAAGUCGCCAGACGGGGGGAAGUCCUGUGUGUACAUCUCGUCUUCUCCCGACGAGGUGGCCCUCGUGGAGGGCGUCCAGAGGCUGGGCUUCACGUACCUGCGCCUGAAGGACGGCUACAUGGAGAUCUUGAACAGGGAGAACGGCGUGGAGAGGUUUGAACUGCUGGAAAUUUUGAGUUUUGACUCAGUAAGAAGGAGAAUGAGCGUGAUUGUGAAAUCCGUCACAGGAGAAAUCUAUCUCUUCUGCAAGGGAGCUGAUUCGUCCAUAUUUCCCCGGGUGAUAGAAGGCAAAGUCGACCAGAUCCGGGCCAGAGUGGAACGCAACGCAGUGGAGGGACUUCGGACCUUGUGUGUGGCCUACAAAAGGCUCGCUCCGGAAGAGUAUGACGGCAUUUGCACCCUGCUGCAGGCCGCCAAGGUGGCUCUCCAGGACCGGGAGAAGAAGUUAGCGGAGGCCUAUGAGCAAAUAGAGAAGGACCUCAUCCUGCUCGGGGCCACGGCUGUGGAGGACAGGCUCCAGGAGAAGGCUGCCGACACCAUCGAAGCCUUGCAGAAAGCUGGGAUCAAAGUGUGGGUCCUCACCGGGGACAAGAUGGAGACGGCGGCCGCCACCUGCUACGCCUGCAGGCUGUUCCGGAGGGGCACGCAGCUGCUGGAGCUCACCACCAAGCGGCUGGAGGAGCAGAGCCUGCACGACGUGCUGUUCGAGCUGAGCAAGACCGUGCUGCGCCACAGCGGGAGCCUCACCAGGGACAACUUCUCGGGGCUCUCGGCCGACCUGCAGGACUUCGGGCUGAUCAUCGACGGAGCCGCGCUGUCCCUGGUCAUGAAGCCCCGCGAGGACGGCAGCGGCGGCAACUACCGGGAGCUCUUCCUGGAGAUCUGCCGCAACUGUAGCGCCGUGCUGUGCUGCCGGAUGGCGCCCCUGCAGAAGGCCCAGAUUGUUAAAUUAAUCAAACUCUCCAAAGAGCACCCCAUUACUUUAGCCAUCGGCGACGGCGCCAAUGACGUUAGCAUGAUCCUGGAGGCACACGUGGGCAUCGGUGUCAUCGGGAAGGAGGGUCGCCAGGCCGCCCGGAACAGCGACUACGCGGUCCCGAAAUUCAAGCACCUGAAGAAGAUGCUGCUGGUUCACGGGCAUUUCUACUACAUCAGGAUAUCCGAGCUCGUGCAGUACUUCUUCUACAAGAACGUCUGCUUCAUCUUCCCUCAGUUUUUGUACCAGUUCUUCUGCGGGUUCUCACAGCAGACUUUGUACGACACCGCCUACCUGACCCUGUACAACAUCAGCUUUACGUCCCUCCCGAUCCUCCUGUACAGCCUGAUGGAGCAACACGUCAGCAUCGACGCGCUCCGCAGAGAGCCCUCCCUCUACAGAGAUAUCGCCAAGAACGCCCUCCUCCGCUGGCGCGUGUUCAUCUACUGGACGCUCCUGGGCGUGUUUGAUGCUCUGGUGUUCUUCUUCGGUGCUUACUUCAUGUUUGAGAACACAACAGUGACCAGCAACGGACAGAUCUUUGGAAACUGGACCUUUGGGACGCUGGUGUUCACCGUGAUGGUCUUUACAGUCACACUAAAGCUGGCGCUGGACACGCACUACUGGACUUGGAUCAACCACUUCGUCAUCUGGGGGUCCCUGCUCUUCUACGUCGUCUUCUCCCUGCUCUGGGGAGGGAUCAUCUGGCCCUUCCUCAGUUACCAGAGGAUGUACUAUGUGUUCAUCCAGAUGUUGUCCAGCGGCCCCGCCUGGCUGGUCAUCAUCCUGCUCGUCACCGUCAGCCUCCUCCCCGACGUCCUCAAGAAGGUGCUGUGCCGGCAGCUGUGGCCCAGCGCCACGGAGAGAAUCCAGAGCACACGUGUGUGCGGCCAGGACCGCCUCCCCGAGCUCACCCUCCUGGCCUCUCCUCAGAGCCCCAGCCCCUGGGCCGCGUGGCCGGGCCCGCACACAGAACCGGGGACGCCGACGUGGCCUCCUCUCGCCGGUCUCCUGCAUGGCCACCGCCCUCCCGGUCCCGCUCCCCACGGGCGGACCGCUGAUGGACAGGCCUCCGCUCCGAGGCUCUGAGAGCCGCACGUGUGUGCUUCUCCCUGCCCCCGAAGGAGGGAUGAGAACAGCAGGACUGGGCUGGGGCGCGGCUGGCCGGCGUCACCUCCUGGGGGCUGGUGGCCCCUGCAGCUUCCCUCGGGCAUCUGGUUGGGCUGUGAAGGACAGCGCGCAUGGCCCUCUGCGGCCCGGCCAGUCCCACAGGCUGCCGGAGGAGGACCCCCGGGGAAGGUGGGCCGUGGGCGGAGUGGGGGCCGGCCACACCGACCGGCCCGAGCGCAGGGGCCUCGUCCUCACCACGGGACGGGCUGGCCAUGCCCCCGUGCAUCCUUGUCCAGAGCCCUCCAGUCCUCGUGCUUCUGGAACUGGCCGAACCAGACUGUGGGGUCACUGUGCUCCCACGGCCUGUCGGAGUCCUAGACUGUGUCCUGCUUCUGUCCGAACCCGCCUCCUGGCGAAGCUGCUUUUCAGGGUCGUGUCCGACGCGGAGUUUGUUCCUCCGAGGGAGCCUAGUGUCCCCUGUGUGAAUCUGUUUCCCCUCCCGGCUGCCCCUGCGAGAAAGAAGUACCGUGUGAGAAGAACAGAUGAUGCGGUCCUCUCCAGCGCCCAGUGCCGGGACGGGACAGUCGUGCCCACAGCCCCUCAGGGCCUCCCUGCGUGCUCGCGUCCACACGGCUCUCUCACCGGUUCCAGGGCAUGCUGGUGGGGGCCCGGGGCAGAGCCCUUUGGUGUCUUCCUCGAGAGGAGGCCUGCAGGGGCCAUGUCCGUCUUCCGAAGUCUAUUUCAGGCCCACGCGGGUCUGACGGUGAGGCGGCCUCCAAGUCCUGAAGAGCGGGCCUGCCGCCCCGGACCACCGCCCACGGCCGAGACUGGGCCCCGGGCCCCUGUGUGUUGUGCUGGAUCCGCCGCGCUGCUGUCUGCCGGCUGGCGCGUCUCCGGGGUGGGCGGACCCGGAGGAGGCCGCUGCGUGGACCGCCCUCAUCCCUUCUCCGUAUCGCCAUUUGUUUCUAGAAAUAACCUCCUCGACGUAGCCUUAAUGGUCUGCAAAGAAGACAUUUCAAUCUGAGAUUCAGAGUGUGGAUGUGGGAACGGGCAUUCUGGAGAAGAGCUUUGCCCAGAGCUCAGCAGGCCCCUGCCUGCUGCCGGGAGCCAGGCUGUGGCCCCGGGGACGCUGGCGAGUGGACACGGGUCAGCUGCAUGCCAGGCACUGUGGGAAGUCCCGGUGUCACUGCUUGAUUGUACGACAUCUCGUCUAUAAAAUACUCGUUUGGACGGGGGCGAGCAGACUGUGCACGGAGCAGUUGGGGUAAGUUCAGGGGAAGUGGAAACAGCAAACCAAAGACCAGGAGAACGGACGGGGAGUGCGCCGGGAUGUCCGUCCCGCUGCCCUCCGUCCUGCCGUCCGCCGCCCUCUGUCCCGCGCGCCGCCGCCCGUGUGUUGGGGGGCGUCCUGGCCGGCGUCCGCGCCAGACCCUGCAAACAACGGUGUGUGCGUUUUUACAGCUGUUUUUAAGAACCCAAUGUGGGUAUCAACGUCAUACCUGUGGGGACAGAUUCUCUGUAUGUUUAGUUAACAAAUUCUUUGUAAUGUAUUUUUUUAGAAAUCUUAAAAUGGCCUUUGCACAGGACUAUUUUCAUAGCUGUUUCUAUCUCUUUAUUCAUUUCUUUGUUAACAUGCCACAUCUAAUUUUUAAAAUAUGUUUUUAAAGCUUCUAAUUUUUAAGUUGAUGAACUUUUGGCCACUUUGCAUUUAAAUUCUGGUGGGAGUCUGGGGUGUGUCCGUGUCCACGGGGUGCGAAGUCGCUGUGUCCCCGGCGGUGGUGACAGGCUGAGGCCUAUCUAGAGCACAGCACUUUGCUUCCCGAUUCUUCGCUGUUGAUUGUGAUUUUCACCUGCGUUUUGUUUUGUGUUUGGUUUGCAUCCUUCGGCCUUAAAAUAGAAGCUUCUCGAGGGAUGGUUUGGUGUUCUCUUUCCGCCCGUACCAAGAUGGUCACCAUUUGCCUCUGAUAGCACAUGUCUCGUUGGGAGAGUCACUAACCCCUUACGUGCGUCGAAUGUCUUCUCUGAGAUCUUUGGGGAAGUCCUCCACGCCUGUCCCGCACGGUGGACACGGGGCUGUAGGGAGGGCGGCGAGUCCCCGGGGCAAGUGUGCGCGUGGGACCCCGUACGACCUCUUGCCUACACUAGUUCCUGUUCACUUGCCUUAAACCGACCUGAAAGCAAGUCCUGUCAGCGUCAAGCACUCCUCUUCGUCCCAAAGACCUCGUUCAGGACGGCACCUGUGCACGGGUCACCACCACGAGCUCUCACGCCGGCCCCAACAUCUGGUUCCGAAGCCACACACCACGCCCCUCAGAGCGGGUCACACUAACGCACAGGUGGUCCCGACCACGUCCCCGUCUCCUGCCUUCAGCUCCGUGUCCACUCGGGGCCACACGGUACGCACACAUACAUGCCCCCUGGGCCCUGGCCCUCCUGCCCGCUUCCUGAGGGGACCCUGCCGGGAGCUCUGGGAACACAGGGCUCCCUGGACUUGGAGCCCUGCAGCCCGGCAGGGGGCGGAGAAGGAUGGACACGCUGCCGGGCCCCCUCCCCGGGUCGGCCCCUGGGUGAUCCACCCCGCGUGGCUCUACCCUCGGCACAGGCGGCAGAGGGCAGCGUCUGGACCCUUCGAGCCUCCAAGAGCCCCGGCCGGUCCUCUGCCACGGGCGGCGGCGGAAACGGCGUCCUCUCGGCCACUCGGUGCGGAGCCAGGCCGACCGCUCCCGUGCGUCGGACCCCGGGCGUGAGCGGAGGCUAGACCAGGCCCUGCGGUGCCGCGCGCCCAGCUUCUGCGGGGACGGGCUGCAGAACUGUCGCUUGGCCUGGUGAGAUUUUGCAGCUUUAAGUACAAAAACGUCUCCUCCGAGCUGUUCUGGCCGGUCUCCAGUCUUGGCACAUCGGCCAGAUGCACAGCGCGGCCUGGAGGGGGCUUUCCGGCCCUUUCCGCUGAAACCACUGAGUUCGCCGUGUCGCACGUCUGGAGGGACCCAGCGUGGCCCUCCUUUCCUUUGAGAGUCGCACUGCUUAUUAACAGCCCGCGUCACGUCUCCACGUCUACGUUUCUUCUGCACGCUUCCCAGUUAGAAACAGGAAAAUGUCAGCUGGCAAAUGCGUUUUUUUAAGUUGGGGGGAGGUGAAUGGGAAAGAGAAUCAUUCUGAAUAUCGCCCAUAAACAAAGCUUUAAUGAAGGUGUGUCAGAAGUAUUAUCAAAGUGUGAUUCUACUUUUGCAGAAAAAAAUCUAAAGAUAAGUUUAUAUAGCUUUAUUUUUUACCUUAUCAAAAUAUACAGAAUUUUAAUAUGCAUAUAUUAUUGUCUCUGACUUAAAGCUAUGAUGUGUGUCUGCAUUGCCAUUUAAAAUGCCCAUUCAUCCUGCAACGUAACAGAAGAGAAUCUUCCAAGCGUAUUUAACACGAGCGGUAUCCGUAGUUGUCAUCGUCAUAAAUACUGGGAUUUAUUUUUAAAUUAUUGAACAUAGUAGGUAGUCAUGUUUGAUUGAUAAUGAUUCAUUAACCUGCUUUGAAAAAUUAAAUUGUGAUUAAACCAAAUCUUACACUUGGGCAAAGUUCAUUUUGUAUGCUACUGAUUUUAACUUUUAUUUCUGUAAAGUGUAACUUGAUUAUAUUGCAUUUUUCUGCAGACUAUUUAAGCAGGAGACUUGAAUCUGCUUGCAAUAAAGAAGAAAAAAAAUUCUGGCUUGGUUUCUUUAUGAAUUAAAAAAAAAAAUCAGUUGGUCUUAAAUCUCA